Molecule: messenger RNA, 5122 nt
Organism: Boleophthalmus pectinirostris (great blue-spotted mudskipper)
Lineage: Eukaryota; Metazoa; Chordata; Actinopteri; Gobiiformes; Gobiidae
Gene: tgm2b
Product: transglutaminase 2b
Exons: 13
Coding region: 100-2145 (681 amino acids)
Biological process (GO): peptide cross-linking
Molecular function (GO): protein-glutamine gamma-glutamyltransferase activity
Source: RefSeq, a predicted model, not a curated record
GCGUACAAAAGCACGCACGCGCUCGGAGCUGGACACUAACGUUCCGCAGUGGACCAAAGACACUUCACAGACGAUCAGGAAAACACGAAGAGAACCAGCAUGGCUCAAGAGCUGAACAUCGAGCGCGUGUCUCUGGAAUGUGAGUUUAAUAACAUGGACCAUCGCACGGAUCUGAACGGAGUGGACCGCCUCAUCGUCAGGAGAGGACAGGCGUUCACCAUCAGCCUGUACCUGAAACCAGGGAGCAGCUACGAGUCAGGAACCAGCAGCCUCACCUGUGUGGCAGAGACAGGUCCGGAGCCCUCAGAGGAGUAUGGGACCCGUGCAGUCUUUGGCCUGUCCCAGAACAUCAGCACCUCUGCUUGGAGUGCAGCUGUGACUAGUCCUCCAGGGGACAUGGUGGCACUGUCACUGUGUGCGUCUCCUCGGGCUCCUAUUGGACGGUACACUGUGAGGCUGGGCUCAUCUGUAGACAUCCAACUCAUCCUGCUCUUCAACCCCUGGUGCUCAGGAGAUGCUGUGUACAUGGAGAGAGAGGAGGAUCUGGCUGAGUACAUUUUGUCUCAGGACGGACUCAUUUACAGAGGCAGCUUCAAGUACCCCUACGGCACCCCCUGGAGCUACGGACAGUUUGAGAGUGGGAUCCUGGACGUGUGUCUCCAGAUCCUAGACAUGAAUCCCAAAUGUCUGAAGAACCCUGGGAAAGACCACUCAGGCCGGAGGAACCCCAUCUACGUGUGCAGAGUGCUCAGUGCCAUGGUGAACUGUAAUGAUGACAGGGGUGUGCUAUUUGGGAAAUGGCAAGGUGGCUUCGAUGGAGGAGAGAGUCCCAUGUUCUGGAAGAGCAGUGUGGACAUCCUGCGGCGCUGGGAGGCCAAUGCCUGUGCUCCGGUCAAAUACGGACAGUGCUGGGUGUUUGCUGCAGUCGCCUGUUCCGUGGCCCGAGCUCUGGGGAUCCCCUGCAGAGUCGUGACGAACUACCAGUCAGCUCACGACUCCAACGGCAACUUACUUAUCGAACGCUACGUUGAUGAGAACGGAGAGAGCAGAGGGAGAGGAGAGAUGGUCUGGAACUACCAUUGCUGGGUGGAGAGCUGGAUGACCCGCCCUGAUCUGAAAAAGCCCGAGUAUAAUGGCUGGCAGGCCUACGACCCAACGCCUCAGGAGAAGAGUGAAAAUGUGUAUUGCUGUGGUCCGGUCCCAGUGCGGGCUAUAAAGGAGGGGGAUCUCACAAUGAGGUACGAUGCCCCCUUCGUGUUUGCUGAGGUAAAUGCAGACCUGGUCACCUUCAUGAAGAAAGCAGACGGCACCCAGAAGAAGCUUAUCACCGAGACUCUGGUGGGUCAGAAGAUCAGCACCAAGAGAGUGGGGAGAGACGACCGUGAGGACAUCACACACCUGUACAAGUAUCCUGAAGGCUCACAGGAGGAGAGAGAAGUGUUUGAGAGAGCCGAGCAUCAGGCUAAGCUCAACAAGCGGCCGGAGGAGGGGUCGGGUCUGCAGCUGUCAAUUAAAGUGUCCGUGGACAUGAGGAAAGGCUGUGACUUUGAUGUUUUUGCGCUGGUGUCGAAUGGGACAGACUCGGUUAAGAUGUGUCGCCUGGUGUUUGGCUCCUGUGCUGUGUCCUACACCGGAGUCCUGGGAGCAAACUGCGGCUUCAAGGACCUGCUCAACGUGGAGCUGCAACCAGGGGGAGAGAGGAAGGUCCCACUGAGGCUGAACUACUCUAAGUAUGGCUCUGAGCUGACAGAGGACGGCCUGAUCCGACUCGCUGCUCUGCUCUACGACUACAGCACAGGGAACAUCCUGAUGGCCGCCAGGACCAUUGUCCUGACCAACCCUGAGAUCAAGGUCAAGAUCUUGGGCGAGCCAAAGGAAAACCGUAAACUGGCCGCAGAGAUCAGCCUGAAGAACCCUCUGCCUCAGCGUCUGGACAAAUGCUGCUUCAGCAUCGAAGGGGCCAAUCUCACAGGAGGGACCGUCAUAACUGAGAGCCUGGGACAGUCGGUGGAGCCGGGAGAAGAGGCUAAAGUGAAGAUUUACUUCACACCAUCGCGCUCCGGACUCAGGAAGCUCGUGGUGGAUUUCGACAGCAGCCAACUGUGUCACGUCAAAGGAUACAGGAACGUCAUUAUUGGGAAAUAGAAACAUCAGUGAAAUAAAUGGGAAAGAGUACAUGUGUAAGAGACUGUUACUGGCGCUAUAAUAUAGUAUGUUUUGUCGUGCCUUAGAGAUGGGGAAGUAGACUUGGGCAGGUGCCACAGUUGUUGUAUUAAAGGUCCUAUAUCGCAGAGUAUUGACUCUUGUGAACUUUAAACCAAGUUUGAAUGUUACUGCAUCAAAAACAGACCUGGUGUUUUGUUUGAUUCACAUAUGCUUAAAGGUUGUAUGGAGGAUUUUUUUUGUUUGUUUUUGUUUCAAGUUGUCAAUGAUAGCAUUAUAGAGGUGCAGUAGCCUUUGUAAUUAUGAUGACCAAAAAAAAGAGAAUAAAAAUUCAUCAACUCUGGACGUGGUGGGCCAGCUAACAUUUGCCAAUAGAUAACGACACUGCCUCGUAAUCUGUUAGCUGACAGGCUGUCAAUCAAUCUCCCUAAGUUUCUAGCGUAACUGACUUGCCUGCGCGCCGCCGGUACGUGGUUUACGUACGCCUGUCACGCAGACGCAAGCCGCACAGACGCUGUUUACUCCACCAACGCAACAGUUCUUAGCGGCUUUUUUUGACCUAUAUCUUCCUCGCAGUUAGCACAAAGUUUGUUGCAAUGGCGACAAGAAUCCAGGAGCAGUUAGCCGCAAAAGAAAGUCCGUUUUUGAGGUCGCUGAAAGAAGAAGACAAGGGGAAAAGCAGCGAAGCCAAACUAAGGUGAUUCUUGUAGAUUCAUUCCAGCGAUGGCGCGACUGAAGCAGACGCAUUGGUCGCCAAAUUACUCCUGGACAGGUCACUUCUGCUUAUUAUGAAAACGUACUUUAUUUCCAAGAGCUAGUCAAACGUUUUUCAGGACACGAAAGCGAUAUCCUAUGUCUGAAAACAUAAUUUUCAAGGCAAAGAAAGAGUCCGCUUGCUGCUGCGUGUUGUAGCUAGUUCAUUCGCACAGAAUCUCCGCGCAACCUUCUCUGCAUCCCUUUCCUCUCCCCGCUGCCCGAUCCGCUCUUUCCCCUGCUCCUCACUUCUACGGGCACGGAAUCUCCGCGCACCGCUCCCUCUCCUCUCUCCUCUCUCCUCUCCCUGCUCCGCUCUUCUCCCUGCUCCUCACUUCUCGUCCGUGAACGAAAUGUCCGCGCACCCGCUCCCCCCGCUCCUCACUUCUCCACCUUGCCUAACCAACACUGUAGUUAGUUGUUUACAAGUCAUGUGCAGCACCGGCUGUAAACAAACCUGUUUCUGGCGUAAAGAGGAGGCGGGAGAAGGCGUUUCUACGUAGGGAGCUGUAGGGGAGGGGGGGUGGUUUCACGCAUGCGCAACAUUUGAAAAAGGACAAACAGUCGCUGGAUUUCUCGUUCCUUGGAAAAUCCUCUAUACAACCUUUAAGUAAGCCUUUAUUAUUAUUCUGUCUAUUUCUCUUAAGCUCAAACUGUUCUGUUCCACCUUGUGAUGUCAUGAAGUGGUAGUUUUCAAGUUAACGGUUCCUUUUAUCAGUAAAGAUUGGCAAUUUCAGGGUUGAGAAGAUCCAGAUGAGUUUAGUGAAAAUGUAUGGAGUUUAAAAAUACAAUGGAGCACUUCCUGUAUUACCACAUGACAUCACAAGGUGGAACAGUUUUCUGUUGGAGAGAAGAACUGACUAAAUUCUGAACUGUCUAAUUCUGUCGGGUUUGUGUGUUAAACAUGUGCAUGAAACAAAACACAACUCCAGGUUGGUGAUGAGGGAACAACAUUGUAACAUAGAUCAGAAUAUCUAAUACCCUUAGAGGAUUAUUGCUUCAAACUCAUGUUGAUGUAGUUUUGUUUGAACUGUAACAGUUACACAGUUGCAGAAUCCCUCUACCUUUGUCAUUUAAAGGUCACAUAUGGUGCUUGAGCCUGUUGUAUGGUUAUAAUCCACGACCCCCAUGGAUCAUUAUGUUAUAAUGUACACAUUUUGAAUUGCAAUAUUAAUCUACAACAACUUAAUAAAAGAAAUAAUCCAUAGACUACCACGUUAGAAAACUGCUGUGCCCAGUGGGGACAAAAUGUAAAAGUAGAAAAAUUAAACAACUAAAUAUUUUCAGUCAAAUCUUAAAUUGAAUUAUGUUAAUUUAAAUUAGUAGUCUAACCUGUCAAUUUUCUUAAACAGUGAUACACAGUGUAAGAGAAUUUAAGUCAUUUAUCCUCCACGUGCAUGACUCACAGGAGCUGUAUGUACAUCAUCAUCUUCUCUUAGCAGAACAUUUGUACACUAUUAUCUAUAUUGUCUAUGGCAUAUUUCUGUCUAACCAGUGCAUACUGGCCUUCAGAGUCUCACCACACUUGCUUUAUAAAACUCCUCUUUAGAAGCUUAGUCAAGGGGCUUGAACACUCAAAGCUCAUACUAUGUUAACUUUUCAAGUCCCCCGGGCCAUAUUACUGAUGCUAAAUAAACUUCUCCAGCUUAAGACGUCCAGUUGGUCUCCAGCCUUUUACUUCCACCCUUUUUAGGACAAGCUGAAAAGUUCUACAACACACAGGAUUCGGCAGAUUGGCAUACUCACAUUUGUAUAUAUGAAAAGAAAUCCUGUGCUCUAAGUGUGAUGUGCAGCUCUCCACAGGAGGGGCCAACAGGAGGGCCCCACAGCGUGCGGCGCUUUGUUGUCAUGACAUUUACGGCCACAUCAGCUCCCAUUGGACACCACAGUUUUCUAACACACUUGUUUCUUUUAUUAAGUCAUUUUAGAUGAAUGUUGCUUUUUGAAAUAUCCACAGGUGUGAUCAUAACCAUAUUCAGAUUCAAGCACAAUAUGUCUUUAAAACUUUUUUAAACAGUGUACCAGUCUGUGUGGGUCCUGAAGCAGCUGUUGAAAACCGCUGACUGGCCGAUUCUUUGGUGCUAUUUUUUCUUUUGCUAAAACAAUGUGACAUUUAUACAUUUUAUCUGCAGUGUGUGAGAUAAAUGCCUUUUUGCACUAUAAGCGUUGCAAUAUUUCAUUUAACCAUUAAAGAACAUAUAGUCAA